AUGCGUAUAAAUCAGCUUAUGGGCAUACGUAAUUCCAGAAGAACAACGAUAGAGGUUGGAGCUGAUGGAGUUGCUCUCAUGGUCACCAUCAUCAAUCCUCCUGUCAAUUCUCUGUCUCAUGAGGUUAUAAGGAGCCUAAAAGAGAAUUAUGACCAAGCCUUACGCACAAAUGAUGUGAAGGCAAUUGUUGUUAAGGGAGCCAAGGGUAAGUUUUGUGGUGGCUUUGACAUUUCAAGUUUUCCCGGAGCUCCAGGAGGAAUUCGUAUGUUUUCCGUUUCGCAUAUGUCGGUUGAAGCUAUGUCAAUAGAUGUUCUAACUGACACUGUAGAGGCUACAAGAAAACCUUCAGUUGCUUCCAUUGAGAGAUUUGCCUUGGGUGGAGGAUUAGAGGUUGCAAUGGUCAGCCGCGCACAGAUAUCUACCCCUAGUGCACGGUUAGGCCUUCCUCAACUUUCACUAGGAAUUAUUCCUGGAUUUGGAGGUAUAACAUAGCGACUUCCAUGCCUUGUUGGUAUUACGAAGUUCCUUGAAAUGAUGUUGACUUCGAAACUGGUUAAAGGGGAUGAAGCUUAUGAUUUUGGUCUCGUAGAUGUCAUUGUUGCAGCUGAUCAAUUGAUAAGCACUGCACGUCAAUGGGCCCUGGAUAUCUUCGACCAUAGAAAACCAUGGGUUUCUACUCUUUACAGGACUAAUAAGUUAGAGCCCCUCGGGAAGGCAAGGAAAAUAUUCAAGUUUGCAAGGACUCAGGCCAGGAAGCAGGCUCCGAAUCUCGAACAUCCAAUAGUGUGCAUUAAUGCUGUUGAAGAGGGUGUGAUUUCUGGUCCUCGGGUUGGACUCUUGAAGGAAGUUAAAGUUUUUGACUUACUUGCAAAAUUUGACACCAACAAAAGUUUGGUUCAUAUCUUCUUUGCUCAACGUGCAACCUCAAAGGUUCCUGGGGUAACUGAUCUUGGUUUGAUGCCACGAUGACUGAAUAAGGUUGCAAUUCUUGGUGGAGGAUUAAUGGGCUCUGGAAUAGCAACUGCAUUGAUUCUUAGUGAUUAUCUUGUGGUUUUGAAAGAAGUAAAUGAGAAGUUCUUGGAGGUUAGGAUCAAUAAAGUCAGAGCCAAUCUACAAAACCGUAUCAAAAAAGGAAAAAUGACUAAGGAAAAGUUUGAUAAGACCAUGUUUCUCCUUAAGGGUGCUUUGGACUAUUAGAGCUUCAAAGAUGUUGAUAUGGUCAUUGAGGCUGUUAUUGAAAAUGUUUCUUUGAGGCAACAAAUUUUUUCUGAUCUUGAAAAAUAUUGUCUAUCGCAUUGCAUACUUGCAAGUAACACCUCCACAAUUGACUUGAAUUUGAUCGAUGAGCGCACCAAGUCCCAGGAUCGGAUUGUUGGAGCCCAUUUCUUCAGUCCGGCUCAUAUCAUGCCACUCUUGGAAAUAGUUCGUACCAAUAAGACUUCUCCACAAGUGAUUGUGGACUUACUUGAUAUUGGUAAAAAGAUAAAGAAGACUUCAGUUGUAGUUGGUAAUUGCACAGGCUUUGUUGUCAACAUGAUGGUCUUCCCUUACACACAAGCUAUUUUUUUGCUUGUUGAAUGUGGAACAGAUCCUUAUUUGAUUGAUCCUUAUCUGAUUGAUAGAGAAAUUACCAAAUUUGGAAUGCCAAUGGGUCCUUUCAGAUUGGCUGACCUUGUUGGUUUUGGAGUGGUAAUUAUUGAGUUUGUUAAGAAACAAGUUGACAGAGGAGAAGCUAAGCUAGCAAAAUUUGUUACGCUAAGCUGGAAAUUAAUGGCAACUGAAGGAAAUGACAACAUCUCAAUUGGAACUGGAUCUCAAAGUAAUCAAAGUUCAUCGACGGUGGACUUCAGUCAUCCCUUGUACUUGCACUCCUCGGAUACUCCAGGAACUCAAUCUUCAGUCAAUCAUGUUUCAGCUCCAUCUACUGAUCAUGCUGAGCCUAACAAUUCAGGACCUGCUGCAGCUCCAUUGUUCUCUAAGGAACAGUAUGCAGAGAUCCUCAAACUCUUGAACAAAGACUCAACUACUUCUACAUCAGAUGGAAUGGUGAACAUGGACCUCUUCAGUGGGAAGGUAAAGGGGAUUGGUAAAAAAGAUGAAGGUUUAUAUUUCUUACUGCCUUUCAAACACCAUACAUCACUAGUUGUGCCUCAACCUCUCUCAAGGAUUCUCCCUGCUAUUACUAAGAAUCAUUUUUCUGCUUCUAUCAAAGUCAUUCGAUCAGACAAUAGGGGAGAAUUUUUUAAUACUGCUUGUGCUGAGUUGUUUACAUCCUUGGGCAUUAUUCAUCAAAGAUCUUGCACCUACACACCCCAACAGAAUGGAGUGGUAGAACGCAAGCACAGACAUCUGUUGGACAUAGCUAGAUCUUUGAAGAUCCAAGCUGGAAUUCUACUUCAUUACUGGGGUGACUGCAUUCUCACUGCAUGUUACUUAGUAAACAGGAUAUCAUCUCUUGUUUUAAACAACAAAUCUCCUUAUGAAAUGCUACAUGGAAUUCCACCACUAAUUACUCAUCUUCGAGUGUUUGGUUGCCUUAGUUAUGCAACUCAUUUCACAUCAACAGACAAAUUUGCACAGAAAGCCAUUCCAUCAAUUUUCAUGGGGUACUCAGCAACUCAAAAAGGAUAUAGGCUACUGAAUUUGAAGACUCACAUGUUCUUUAUAAGUAGAGAUGUGAAGUUUGUUGAGCAUACUUCUUCACCUGAUAAUUCACCUAUGCCACCUGAUCCAUCUGAGUCUGCACCUCUCAUUGGUUUUUCUCAUACAUCAUCAUCUCCUAUAUCACCUCCAGUCUUUAGAGGAUCCUCUAGGACUGUUAAACCCCCUAUUUGGCUCACUGAUUAUAUCUCUCCUGCUGCUCAUUAUGCAAUCACCAACUAUGCUUCUUACAAGCAUCUUAAACCUUCAUAUCACUGUUUUCUCACAGCUAUCUCUCAAAUACAUGAGCCCACUACUUAUGAAGAGGUUGUCAAGGAUCCCAAUUGGGUAGCUGCAAUGCAGGCAGAGAUAGAUGCCUUAGAGGCUAACGAGACAUGGACCUUGGUUCCUCUUCCACCAGAUGAUCUUCUAAUCACUGGGAAUGAUCAGAAAAUGCUAUUAGACUUGAAAAAUGUUCUACAAAGGAGCUUCAAGAUAAAAGAUCUUGGUGAGUUGAAGUACUUCCUUGGCAUUGAGAUUGCUAGAUCAAAGGAAGGGUUGAUUAUGAGUCAGAGGAAAUUGCUUUAUUUGACCAUGACAAGGCCUGACAUAGCUUUUUCAGUUCAAACACUUAGUCAAUACAUGCAUGCACCUAAGGAGUCUCACUUAGAAGCAGCAUUAAGAGUUGUCAGGUAUAUUAAACAAAGUCCUGGUCUUGGUUUGUUAAAGCCCUCAAGUAGUGAAAUGAAACUUAUUGCAUAUUGCGAUUCUGAUUGGGGAGCUUAUCAAAUGAGUAGAAAAUCAGUAAGUGGGUAUUGUGUCAAGCUUGGAGAGUCUCUUAUAUCAUGGAAGUCAAAAAAACAGAGUACCAUAGCCAGAUCAUCUACUGAAGUAGAAUACAGAAGCAUGGCAGCAUGUGUAUCUGAGAUAAUUUGGCUACUUGGUUUGAUUGAUGAAUUAGGAGUAGAAGGAAUGAAGCCUGUGAUGCUAUAUUGUGAUAACAAAGCUGCAUUUACAAAUAGCAACCAAUCCAAUCAAGGAGUUAUACGCACAGAGUAUAUUGCAACCGGAAAUCAGAUUGCAGACAUUUUGACUAAAGGUUUAGGUGUACAACAGCAUGAGAAAUUGAUGGCCAAGCUUGUAAUUGCAACCGGCAUGCAACUUGUUGAGAAUUUUCCUGAAAGAACCUAUAGAUCAAUGAUUAUUCCAAUCAUGCAAGAGGAUAAGAGAGCAGGUGAAGCCACCCGCAAAGGAUUCUACUUGUAUGAUGAUAAAGGCAAAGCUAGACCAGAUCCUGAAUUAAAGAAAUACAUUGAGAAGGCUCGGAGUGUUUCCAGUGUUGCCGUUGACCCAAAGUUUUCUAAAUUAUCAGAGAAGGACAUUGUGGAGAUGAUAUUCUUCCCCGUGGUUAAUGAGGCCUGUCAAGUCUUUGCCGAAGGUAUUGCAGUUAAAGCUGCUGACCUUGAUGUUGCUGCUGUUAUGGGUAUGGGCUUUCCACCUUACAGGGGAGGAAUCAUGUUUUGGGCGGACUCUAUAGGAUCCAAAUAAUUGGAGGAAUGGUCAAAGCUGUAUGGAGAAUUUUUCAAGCCUUGUGCCUUCUUGGCUGAAAGAACAUCAAAGGGGGCUCCUCUGAGUGCGCCUGUGGAACAAACCAAAUCAAAAUUAUAAGCCUUACUAGCUCGUCGUGGUGGGCAUUGGUUCGAUCUUUGUUGCUUGCAUGAUCUCUUCCCAACUCCGGAGAUGCAUUAUAUAGUUCUGGAGGAGCCAAAUAAUGUUUGAGA
Molecule: messenger RNA, 4421 nt
Organism: Pistacia vera
Lineage: Eukaryota; Viridiplantae; Streptophyta; Magnoliopsida; Sapindales; Anacardiaceae
Product: glyoxysomal fatty acid beta-oxidation multifunctional protein MFP-a-like
Biological process (GO): fatty acid beta-oxidation; DNA integration
Cellular component (GO): peroxisome
Molecular function (GO): (3S)-3-hydroxyacyl-CoA dehydrogenase (NAD+) activity; NAD+ binding; nucleic acid binding
Source: RefSeq, a predicted model, not a curated record